AUGAUACCUACUAUGGGUGUCAAACGCGUCGGUUCUCCGAAGAAAGUCUCCCCUUCACAGAGCAAGCAAAAACGACCAAACAACAUUGUUCGAGGCAAACGGGAUGACCCACACGGACCAAGUCUGAAAUGGGAUUGGGGGCCUUUGAAAGAACUGGAGAUUAAGAAUGAACCUGGUAGCAGUAACGUCGCCCAUAACAGCGCCGAUAUCAUCAAGAUCAGUUCUUCAGAGGAAGAAAGCCCUUCGCCAAAAAAACCCAGGAGUUCAGAAUCUACAGAACUCAGAACCCUGAAAGCCGAGAAAGCUGCCCUCAAACAAAGAUACCAAGAGCUUCAAAAUCGCUUUCGUGUCCUUGAGGACACUCAUAGUAAGACCGAGGCAGACCUGAAAAAAUGGGGCAUCCCGGCCGUCUCACAGAUCAUCAGGUGUGAAAUAUGCUUGGCAUAUAUGAAUACUCCAACGUUCAUCGUUGAAUGCGGUCAUACAUUCUGCCAUGGCUGCAUUCAUCGGUGGUUUACGGAGGAGGACCGCAAAGAUGUUUCAUGGUCUCUAGAUCUCGAGCCUGGAUAUUCCUGCCCUUUAUGUCGUGGGAAGGUCACCAGUCGCCCUUGCCCCGCGUAUAAGUUCAACGAAAUAGUUUCAGCCACAAUGCAGGAGAUACUCAAGAAUCUGAACCUUCAAGAGGCGGAAAAGAUAGAGGCAGAAAAUCACCGCCAUGCGGUGGCCCAAAAUGAGGAGCAGUGGGACCAGUAUUUCUUCUUAUAG
Molecule: messenger RNA, 765 nt
Organism: Marasmius oreades (fairy-ring Marasmius)
Lineage: Eukaryota; Fungi; Basidiomycota; Agaricomycetes; Agaricales; Marasmiaceae
Exons: 5
Coding region: 1-765 (254 amino acids)
Biological process (GO): protein autoubiquitination
Molecular function (GO): ubiquitin-protein transferase activity
Source: RefSeq, a predicted model, not a curated record